This is a messenger RNA of Aureobasidium namibiae CBS 147.97, 1578 nucleotides long. RefSeq names its product MFS sugar transporter-like protein. Bases 1 to 1578 code for a protein of 525 amino acids. Gene Ontology annotation, molecular function: carbohydrate:proton symporter activity. Lineage: Eukaryota; Fungi; Ascomycota; Dothideomycetes; Dothideales; Saccotheciaceae. The transcript has 2 exons. Gene Ontology annotation, cellular component: membrane. Gene Ontology annotation, biological process: carbohydrate transport; transmembrane transport. The record is from RefSeq and is a predicted model, not a curated record.
AUGGAGGCCGCAACCAAAGGCCACUUCCGUCUUGCGGGACGCGAAUUCCCCAAGGUCAACUGGCUUACUGACCCUGGUUUGAGGAGAAACUACAUCUGCUUGAUGUUCGUCGUCAUUACCAGUGCCACCAAUGGUUACGAUGGCUCUAUGAUGAACGGUCUCCAGGCCCUCACUAUCUGGAAAGAGGAUUUCAACUACCCUUCUGCAGCUUCAUUGGGUCUGCUCAACGCCAUCAUGUCCGUCGGUUCUCUUGUCGCUCUUCCCGUUGUCCCCUACAUCGCCGAUGGUCUGGGUCGUCGCGCUGGUAUCCUCACUGGUUGUAUCCUCAUGAUCGUCGGUGUUGUCAUUCAGUCUGCUGCCAUGAACCUCAACAUGUUCAUUGGCGCUCGUUUCCUCAUUGGAUUCGGUGUUGCUGUCGCCCACGGUGCUUCGCCUCUGCUGCUCACCGAGCUCACCCACCCUCAACACCGUGCUCUUUUCACUACAAUCUACAACACCACUUGGUACCUUGGUUCGAUCGUGGCUGCAUGGUUGACCUUCGGAACCUUCCACAUCCACAACCACUGGGCUUGGAGAAUCCCCUCGAUUGUACAAGCUUUCCCUUCCGUACUUCAGCUUGUCUUCAUCUGGUUCGUUCCCGAGUCACCUAGAUUCUUGAUCUCCAAGGGCAAGAUCGAGCAGGCCCACCAGGUUUUGGCCAACGUUCACGCCAACGGAAACCUCGAGGACGAAGUUGUUAUGCUCGAAAUGGCCGAAAUCAGAGACACCAUCAAGCUUGAGCAGGAGUUCGAGGCCAACGGCUGGGCCCAGCUCUUCAAGACCCCCGGUAACCGCCACCGUCUGAUCAUUCUCUGCUCUGUUGGUUUCUUCUCGCAAUGGUCCGGAAACGGCCUGGUCUCGUACUACCUCACAAUCGUUCUCAACCAAAUCGGUAUCACCGACACCAACACUCAGCUAGUUAUCAACGGUGUUCUGCAGAUCGUCAACUUCAUCGUCGCCGUCGGACAAUGUUUCUUCGUCGACAAGGUCGGUCGUCGCACUCUGUUCUUGAUCUCGACUGCUGGUAUGAUGAUGGCUUUCAUCGUCCAGACCAUCUGCUCCGCCCGCUUCAAGAUUGCUGGAACUGAGGCUUCUGCCAACGCUGUCGUUGCCUUCAUCUUCAUCUACUACGUCUUCUACAACAUUGCCUUCUCGGGUCUUUUGGUCGGAUACUCUGUUGAGAUUCUUCCUUACAACAUCCGUGCCAAGGGUAUGACUCUCAUGUUCUUGUGCGUUGAUCUCGCACUCUUCUUCAACCAAUACGUCAACCCCGUUGCCCUCAACGCUAUCGAGUGGAAGUACUACAUCGUCUACUGCUGCUGGCUCGGAUUCGAGCUCUUCAUCGUCUGGAAGUUCUACAUCGAGACCCGCAACACUCCUCUCGAGGAGAUUGCCAAGUACUUCGACGGAGAUUCAGCCAUCGUUGGUGGUGCUGCCGCAACGGAGAAGAGCAAGGUGUUGGCUGCCGAGAUCGGUGGUCUUGGUACCGUCAACAUGACCGAGAAGGACGGCAUGGCUGUCGAGCACAGAGAGCUGUAG